This is a messenger RNA of Racocetra persica, 507 nucleotides long. The record is from the annotation of a GenBank genome assembly. Lineage: Eukaryota; Fungi; Glomeromycota; Glomeromycetes; Diversisporales; Gigasporaceae.
AUGGCAAUUGCAAUCCAAGAUGCUUCAGUUUUAUAUAAUGGUAAUUUUCUCGAACCUGGUAUAUAUAAAAAAUAUGUUCUUAAAAAGGCAUUAGAGGCAUGGAAACAAUUAGGCAGCGAUGAAACAAACCUUAAAAGAAAUGAAAACCAUAUAAAAACUCUUGCUCUAAAAAUACAUUCUGUUUCACCUCAUAAUGCAGCUUGUGAACGAGUUUUUAGCAUAUUGGUCGAAAAUGCUAAAUCAGAGCUUAACUACGUGGAUCAAAAUCUUCGUCAAGAAAAUCUCUUGUCGACCUUUAAUCAAAUUGCAAAUUCUAUAGAAGAUGGAAACUCACUUCUUUUGGAAGAACUUACAGAAAAAGAUGCGGAAGAGGUUUUUGAGAAGAAUAAUUUAGUCAAUAAAAAUUCAACAAAUUUAGAAGUCAGAAAGUUUAUAUCUUUAUCUUCCAAUUUAGAAUCUAGUAGAUCUUUAAGUAAAGAUGUUAUAUAUGGAGAUAAGGACUUUGAU